UUUUUAUUUCGUAAUUUUGGCUUUUAUAAUUGUGUUUGAGUGUUAACGCGUACAUUACACAAGAAUGAGCAACCCAUCGACAUCGUCCCUUUCGGAAGCGGACCGUCGUCGGAUAGAGGCAAACCGGCAGCGAGCGGUGAGCCUUCGCCAAGCACGACUUACCGCGCACCCGUACGGGUCCGCCAGUGGCAAACCACGGCCACCGGAAACGGCCAUUGCCGUUAACAAUGUAAUCAAGGUAUCGGGAACGAAAUUCAUCGACAGUGGUGGCGGUUUCUUGAUUGAGCAGCGCACAUGUGUCGAUCCGUGCGAGGAAGAAACACCCAUCGAUGAGCGCGACGUUCCAACGGAUUCGGUUCCGGUUCCGAUCGAGUACGACGAGUGCUUGGAGUGUGGUGAUCGGUUUGCCGAUUCGUAUCUGCUGAAUACCUUUGAUUAUAAAGUUUGCGAUGCAUGUCGGGAUUCGGAUGGGAAACAUUCGCUGAUAACGCGGACCGAGGCUAAACAGGAGUACUUGCUGAAGGAUUGUGAUUUGGAUAAGCGGGAACCGAUUCUGAAGUAUAUUAGUCGGAAGAAUCCACAUAAUGUGCGUUGGGGGGAGAUGAAGCUGUAUCUUCAUAUUCAAAUUGAGAAACGUGCGCUGGAGGUUUGGGAAUCGGAGGAGAAUCUGAUUAAGGAGAAAGAACUGCGGGAUGAGAAACGAGAGAUCAGUAAGGUUAAGAAGUAUAAUAAACGACUUAAGGAGCUGCGAAUGGACGUUCGAAGUAGCUUGUACGAUAAGACGAUGCAGGCUCACGUGCAUUGCUGGGACGAGAACGAGCAGUAUAACGAGGAGGAGGACACUUACACGAGAACCUGCGAGACGUGCAACCACAAGGAAACAUACGAGAAAAUGUAGCAGUUUUUGUGGUUUCCAUCUGCUGAUUAUUACUAUUAUUUGUUAUCAAUCAAUCAGUGAACGUAGUUUGUAAGAUUAUCAUUAAAACAGAUAA
Messenger RNA from Sabethes cyaneus, 992 nucleotides. RefSeq names its product DNA repair protein complementing XP-A cells homolog (gene Xpac). The coding region runs from base 65 to 898 and encodes 277 amino acids. Lineage: Eukaryota; Metazoa; Arthropoda; Insecta; Diptera; Culicidae. The transcript has a single exon. Gene Ontology annotation, molecular function: damaged DNA binding. Gene Ontology annotation, biological process: nucleotide-excision repair involved in interstrand cross-link repair; base-excision repair; nucleotide-excision repair, DNA damage recognition. The record is from RefSeq and is a predicted model, not a curated record. Gene Ontology annotation, cellular component: nucleotide-excision repair factor 1 complex.